CCAUCAUCCUCGACUUUACCCAUUAUCAUCGUCGUCUGCGCCGUCAUGACUCCGAAAGCCCUCACAAGUCUGCCUUCUGAGAUUCGGCAGCAAAUCUUCAAAGAGUGUCUAGCGGUAGACGGUGGUUAUGUCUAUGAUGUUCAGGCUGACAAACUGACAAAUGCCGAUGGUACCGCAAUUGAUCUCUCCCUUCUUUUCACUUGUCGCUCUAUCGCAAAUGACACCAGGGCAAUGCCACUGGCCGUCAAUACUAUCCGGUUUUCAACUGUCUUCCGUCAAGACUGGUGCGGCUUGGCUGGCUGCUUCGCCCUUGCUGCUACCACUCACUACGUUCUAGAGCAAGACUUUGUGUUUCAUUUAGCUCAUCUCAUCACUCCUGAAAUGUUCGCCGAGCUUGAGUUAAUGUGCCCGGGUUAUCAGGCACUACUUGAAAUUGAGCUCGUUAGGCACGAGACUUGGAUACAUGAGAACAACAACCGCGAAUACAAUUUCGAAGCUGACAAGUUGCGACCAGCCGUGUGUAGCAUGGUACGACAAUUUAUGAAAAAGGUCGACUUAAUCAAGAUGAACGGGAAGUCUCUGAUUUGUCCCUUUCGCCUUUUCCACAAUGAAGCCGAUGCCAAUGCCGGCGGUGGUUUAGAUGAUCGACAGCCGCAAUGGACCCAAGGCGAGCUGCGGGAGGCAACAUCUUACUGUCUGAAACUUAUCUCCGAAGCGCAACCUGAUGAGUUUGCGAGAUACGUAUACAAAUCGCUCCCCCAUUGGAUAGGAAAUCACCCCGCAGAAGACUUUGUCAACUUCAAAUUCAACCUGUGGGACAUCCCUUCUCGGGAGCAUGUGGCUAAUAUGCUAGAAUUGCUUGAUAUCGGGCCCUUUGUUUGGGAACUUCCUGCUACUUGGCACUACGCACCUCUUAGCUUCUACGAUCAUGUCGGUAAAAGCGUCCCGCAGGAUCGACGUUCUCCGGAGUUUGAGAAACCGGAUAGUUUAUUGGAGCACUUUACCCGUCGAUGUCGUGAAAAGCUAAGGUUUUCUGCCACCGCUGCUGCAAUUCGAUUUCUUCAAGGACUUGCGAUUAGCCAGAGGAAGCAGGUCAGAAGGGUUAUAUUGCAUGAGGACUUACCAUCGGUAAAUCUGCCGUCUCGUCAUACCCAGGGGUUAGUUCCUUUGUUGAAAGAGAACCCGUUUCUUCGAGUCGAGCGUCGUGCCAGUGUUUUUGGCUGCAUGACCAGCCAGCGUCCCAACUCCAUUAGGGCUCUCAUUAACACUGAGGAGGGGGAUGACAUGCUCCCACGCCCAGAGAUUGUGGACCGGGAGUUUGAGGCCAGUAUAUACUACUGGCUCCUCGAUGCUUUCGCGGUAGUGGAUUCGGGUCUUGAUACCAAGUGCUUCACUUUUGUUUUAGAAGCUGGUCCACACAGCGAUUACUGCGCUGAACUUUUCCAGAGAGUCAUCCAGACAGAGAUUUCCAAGUCAAAGGCUUGGAAGAUCUGCUUGGAAACCGGACUUUUGGCAUCUCUGAGACCAACUACACGUCACAGCAACACGAUCAGAUAUGAAAAGGAUCCGAGGUUUGAGAAACUUGUUGAGCACUUGGUAAAUCAAGCAUCCAUUUUCCGCUGCGACUUCAAUCCCGGUGUCUUAUUAGAUGUAGCCGCGUUGGUUGAGGAUGCCAGAGUACGCCAUGGGGAAAGCAUCUUCGACAAGUGGGUGAGCAAGUGGCUUUUUGAUAUCAUUCCUUUACCAUAUGAUCUAUAUCAUGAUAUGAUGGUGGCUCCCAAUUAUGAGUUUCAGACCCGGCAGGAGUACAUUGAGUUACGGGGGAAGGGAUUUCAAGACGGAAGAUUUUUAGAGGGCCUGCAAAGAUAG
Fusarium odoratissimum NRRL 54006 is the source of this 1869-nucleotide messenger RNA. RefSeq lists its product as uncharacterized. Lineage: Eukaryota; Fungi; Ascomycota; Sordariomycetes; Hypocreales; Nectriaceae. The record is from RefSeq and is a predicted model, not a curated record. The transcript has a single exon. Bases 46 to 1869 code for a protein of 607 amino acids.